GCGAUCUUGUAACCCGUCGAGAUCAGCAACUGGAUGCACGAUGCACGCCCACCGGACCCAAGACGCCUUCUCGUGCUUGACCCAGAGAUUGUCACCUUCUAGAAAAGCCUAGCGCUGGGUUCGUUCCGGCAGUCUAGGGACUUGGUUGGACAGAACAUAUGGUUCCUUGCAUCAGCAGCAGUCACUGCUGGAUCUGACGGCUCGCUCUUUUGCAGUUCCAGGCUUCUAUCUGGCUCGAUGCAAUAUUUCGCUUGGAUAAAGUAUGCUCAAGGCAAGGCGAGUCGCCAUGCUUUGUCUGCCACAGAUACUGUAUGAAUGGCUUCAAAUCUCGGGCGCGAUCAACCUCUCGUUGCACGGGCCUGGGAACGUUAGCAUGGUGUCAUCAGAGGGUCUGAUGGUGGACUGUUUCCUGUAUGCUCCGUGUCUGGUAUGCUGCGAGCUCAGCUUAACCCGCUGGCGGCCAACACUCGGGCGAAAGCGCAGCUUACGUGGCGAGAGGGAAAAGGAUGGCAUCUGAUAGCACGUGAUGACCACAGCAGUACCACGUGAUUACAUUCACGUGCCCUGUGAGUCACGUGACGCGCUCAGACGCCUCGUCAUGACCCACUGCGGCGCGUCGUUGCAGGUGAUGCAAUAACACGUCUACCCACUGGCACUGCAACCUCCAUCAACCCCACCAUCAUCACCACCUCCACUGGCACCAUCAACUCCAGCAGCAACAACAGAUCUGAAUGCAGAUUUGCCCAUUCCCAGCCACAGUGAGGCCAUCUCCAAACCAUCCUGAUGACUUCAUCUUGGUAGGGAAGCUCACAAUCAGUGCGGGAGUUGCACCAGGAGUGGGAUAUCUGAUAUUCGACCCAAUAGAAAGUCGCCCUUCUGUAUUUGUGGCUGGCAGACCUGCAGCUUGUGUCAAUCACUUUCCUUGGUUUUUGCUGCUGUCACACCGUUGAACAGGGUAUGAUGACGCAACUGCAAACAAGCACGAGUGUCACAAUCAAGCCCAGCAUCACCGCCAUGUAGGAGCCAAGUUGCGGAGUGCUUGUAGAAUCUAUCUGUUUUUCUUGAACAAUUGUAGUCGUCUCAGAGUAAGAGAGCUUCUUCAUUUCGGCACAUGAUAUCGACGCAGCCACAGUAUCUUCCAGGUUGUAUGAAUGGACGAGUCGAAGGAAAUCCGACACGAUCUUGAAUCAUCUGCAUCUACUGGGACCACUGGCAGAUCCGCGAACCAAGAUACGGAAAGCACUAUCCCAGGCACAGGCAUAAACCCGUCCGACCAGGAGAAGGCAGCGGAGAACACAUCGAGUGAAGGACUUGGGGUUGCAGCAAUUGGCGAGACAUUGACAAUCAAGAAAAGAGUCCUUCCCAAGGGUGAUCCGGUUCCCAGUGUCAUUGACCCGACCUCAAGCGAUCCUACUACGUUCAAGAUGCCCGAGCACUCGUCUUAUCAACCCGUUGCUGGGGUUCCGCCGGGGGCAGCUGAGACGGCAGCCUCGCGAGCAUUCAACAAGGCUAAUGAGAGGGAUCAGACUAAAGAUACCGUCAAAGACAAGGACAUCGAACAGACUGUCUCUCAUAUACCCGGAGCAUUUCCCACAGAUGAGCAUCCUACACCCAUAGAGGAGACCGCCGGGGCAACUGCAACCGGCAGCACUCGAGCGACAGACACAGGAUCACGUCCCUACGGAUCUGGUAUCUCUGCUGGCCCAUCGGCGCAGGAUACUAGCGUACCAGCACCCUCAACCUUGACCACCACGGCCUCGCCCUCAACCAGAGACACGGGUUAUGGCCAAGCCGAGGGGACCAAGGUACCAGAUCGAGCUACUACAUCUACGAUACCAACCAGUACAUCUGCUGAUAAUGCGUCAAGCCAGCCGGAGUCAUCUGGCACAUUUGACCGGAUCUUGGGCGCAGUGGGUCUUGGAGGAACUGCUGCCGCCAUCUCUUCUGCCCUUCCUGGGACUGGGGAAGAGAAAGAGUCCCGCUCUGUAAGUGAUUACCCAGAGCAGCCGACGACGACCACAGGCGUGGAUUCCUACACUGCUCCUACGCGCUCCGGCGACGUUGCAGACAAGCCGGCUACUACUACCGGCGUGGACUCCUACAACGCGCCCACACGCUCCGGUAAUGAUUGGAACCAGCCUACCACCACGACUGGGGUUGAUACUUACACUACCCCAUUGCACUCUAGCGGUGUGUCCGAACGACCAGGCGCGGCUACAGGGGCAGCUGCUUCCACUGGUCGCACACCUUCCGGGCCAACCCCUUCACACUAUCGCAAGGAAAGCAUUCCAACCACGGCCUAUCCCCAAGGUCAAGAUUCUCCGGCUCCUAUCAACCCGCCUGUCGGUGGCACUGCUGUAGCUGCGGACGAAGAAGACCGACAGGACCAUGGUGGCCAUAGAGGAGGCCUCGCCGCCGCUGGCGCAGGCAUUGGUUUAGCUGCCGGCGGUGUCGCAGCACAUGAAUACGAACAUGGCAGAUCUCAACCUGAGGAACACGGCAGAUCUCAACAUGAGGAGUACGGCAGAUCCCAACCUAGUGGAUCGGCUACCUUCUAUUCUUUGACUACCUCUGACACCCCAUCCCAACCAGCUCAGCCCACCUCAAGCCUGAGCCGGCCUAUUCAGGAGGAUACAUCGGGCUACGAAGCGUACAAACAUCCCUCCAACAUUUCCCCUCAGCCAUACGCAUCUACCGACCCUCAAAAAGACUCGACCGGUUACGGUGCGGCUGCCACCACUGCAGGUCUUGGUGUCGGUGCGGGCACUGCCGCUGCUGCCAUCCACGAUUAUCAGGACAGUGGAAGACAGUCCGCAGGUGCACUACCCUAUCGCAAUGCACCGGCUGCCAGUCAGUCUACUGCGAGCUCAGAUGUCCCCUUCGCAUCCAGCCAACACGCCCAAGGUCUGAGCCGGGACAUUGAUGAGAACCCCGCGGCCAGAAGCGGGUUCUCCCAAACACCAACUGAUUUGCGCCAACCCAUUACCGCAGAACACACGGAUGACUCUCGGGGAUAUGGCAGGACUGCCGCCGCUGCGGGAGUUGGUGCCGGCGUUGGUGCAGCAGGAGCCUAUGCCCUGCAACACAAGGACGAGCCCGAAACCGGUGACUUGUCAGGAGGCAAAGCGUAUCCAACGUCACAGACUACCGUCGAAGACCAACCCAUGGUGGCCACUGAACCGGCUGCUGUUCCUGAACCCGUGCCAUCGGCGGGAGAUCGAACUGCACAGCAAGUGCCUGUUGCUGCUGCCGCUACUCAUCAAGACCCCAGGAGAUCCAACGAGGGUACUGAUCGGGGUGGGCCGGUGCCUGCUACAACGUCCUAUAAUGAGCCGGCAAGGGACUCCACUACGACUAAACCGACGCCUGGGGCUGUCCAAAGCUCCGAGAAAAGCACCAAGACCGAGCAAGUUCUCAAGCCAGAAAAGGAAGACAGACACACUGGUCGGGAUGCAGCCCUUGCCGGAGCUGCCGGAGCUGGAGCUGCGGCCUACGGCGCGCACGAAUACAACGAGCAUCAAGCUGAGCAGGAAGCCGCUAGGGCGGCGGAGGCCAAGCGGCAACAAGACAUUGCUGAGCAGGAGGAAGCUCGUCGAAGACAAUUCGAAAAGGAUCAAAAAGCCGCCGAAAAGCGAGCCGCUAAGGAGGAGAAAGCUGAGAAGAAACACGAGAAGGCGGUAGAGAAGGAACAGAAACAACACGAAAAGGAUCUGGCUAAGGAGGAAAAGGAAGAGAGGAAGCAUCAGAAGGAGCUAGCCAAGGAAGAAAAGAAGCAGGAGAAAGAGCUUGAGAAGGAACAGAAAGAAAAGGAGAAGGCCGCCGCCGCCGCCGCAUUGGCCGAGAAAGAGCGUCGACAGCAGUACGAACGUGAAGAACGAGAACGCUUUGAGGCUGCCGAAGCCGAGAGGAAGCGACGUGAAAAAGAGGCGGCCGGCGCCGCCGCAAUUGGAACAGGCGCUGCCGCUGGCACCGCUGCCUAUGCGGCUCAUGACAAAGAGCAGCAACCUGGAGAAACAACUCCGAGAAGCUCACGAGAAACCGACCGCAACCGUCUUCACAAGGACCCGCCUCAGGAGAAGAAGCCCGGCAUCUUGAAACGGAUCUUCAAGCGCCGCAAGAACAAGGACACCGGUCUCGAAGAGGAGUACAGCACUGACGAAGAGGAAGAGCCGCGUCACUCCAGCCACUCUGGGCGAACAGGAGCAGCCGUAGGCGCUGGUGCCGGUGUAGGUGCUGCUACCGCUGCAGCUGCAGCUCAUGAGCACCACCGCGACGAGGGCGCCGCUGGGGAGGGUAUCCUUCCUCAGAAGCCUUCCUACAACCCCCUCCACAAGGAUGAGACCAUCCCUCUUGUUUCGACCGAUACCCCGAUCGCAGAUAACCUCGCAUCCGAGCGCCAGGCACAUCAAGCCUCUGGGACAACAGGAAGAACAGCAACCGGCGUGAAUGAACCCGUGUCAUCGUCCACAGGAACGUACCCUGCCGGUACUCAUUCUGGUACUGGUUACGACACAGGCCCUACCGCUGCCGACACAGCCGCUGCUGCUACAGUCCCAGGUUCAGCUGGCCAUGACACCACAGCGCGAGACUAUGGCAACACCACUGGCACCACCACAACAACAGGCCUCCCCUACGACCCCAAGCAUGACCCAGAAGCGUCGCGCCAUCUCCAGGAAGUCGAGCAGCAGGCUCAUCAACAACACGGCGAACACCACCAGGGUGGCUUUCUCCACCGCGUCAUUGACCAGCUGAAACCUCUGCCUGAGCCGGACGAGAUUGCUCGUGAACACGGCCACGAGCCUACUCAUACUACGACUACUCACGACUGAGAAAUGUCCGAACGAAUUGUGCAGUCUGCGGAAUGCUUCCUAUCCAGCCUCAAACCCACAUUGGUGACUUUUCCUACCCAGCCUCAAACCCAGAUUGACGACUUUACUACUUCUACUCAAAGUACUGUAGCUUAGCUUAGCUAAUUAUGUAGCCACGACCACCAUCGAAUGUCACGCCGUUGCUGUGAUACCUUACCGUCCUACUUUUGAAUUACUGUAAUUGUACGCCUAGUAAUGAAAGACCUAAUCUGGUACGUAGUUG
Molecule: messenger RNA, 5091 nt
Organism: Exophiala dermatitidis NIH/UT8656
Lineage: Eukaryota; Fungi; Ascomycota; Eurotiomycetes; Chaetothyriales; Herpotrichiellaceae
Exons: 4
Coding region: 1152-4829 (1225 amino acids)
Source: RefSeq, a predicted model, not a curated record